Messenger RNA from Seminavis robusta, 2797 nucleotides. NCBI's taxonomy places the organism in Eukaryota, Bacillariophyta, Bacillariophyceae, Naviculales, Naviculaceae. The record is from the annotation of a GenBank genome assembly.
CAGGUACCUGGUACCUGGUAUACCGGUACAAGCACCUUGUCAACAAUUGCUGCUGCAGCAUGAGGGUAGCCUACGUACCUUUUGAAAUUUUCAACCUGGAGUGGCGGCAAUCAGCGAAGAUAUUGUUGAGCUACGGAUUUAUUAGUGAAAGGCAUCCAUGUUAGCCAACUGGAUUGCUAGCUAGUGGAACCGUGAUCUAUACUAGUAGCUAGGCUUCUCGCACAGUCGGCCGGGGAUAGGCGGAGCUAGUUUUUAGUUAAGAUACUACGGAUGAGCGAUAACCGACCGUAGGAUCCAUCCACGCUUACAUCGAAGGUUGUAAGUCGAGCUCUUUCAUUCAGUGCUGUCCAUUCGUUUCUUUUUGAGCCCAACAACAGGGCUGGUGAGUUGCUUGGAACGAUUUUGAAGAGAAGAUCGAGGAUCGAGGAGCGAUGACGCUCACUGGGAACGAACAGAUUCGCGCCUUUCUGGACAAGUUGACGGCUUCCACCAACGUCUCCAAAUAUGUGGAGCUGCCGAUGAUUGCAGUCAUGGGCGAGACGUCUAGUGGAAAGUCGUCGCUCUUGUCUUCCAUUUCUGGAGUGGAACUGCCUAGUUCCAGUGAGCUCACAACUCGAUGUCCCAUCAUGCUUCAAAUGAACCGGGCAGAGACGCGAAAGGCUGUCAUUAAUGUCCAGUGGAAAGACAUCCCUGAAGGGAAGAACAAGAAGGAUAUUGAGUUCAAGACUUUGGUAGUAAAAGACGACGAUUGGGAAGAACUUCCAGAUUCCAUUUCAAAUGCACAGAAACAUAUCAUUGCUGCGUCUGGAAAGGAGGUGGCAAGAGAUAUUGUUCACGUGAAAGUGGAGGGGCCACUCUGCGAAGACUUGACACUGGUUGAUCUACCUGGCAUUGUCCGCACCCGUGGAGUCAAUGAAAGUGCUUCGAUUGUCGAGGAUAUCAAGGCGCUGAUUGAUGACUACUUGACCAACUCCCGCUGUGUCAUUCUUGCGGUCGUUCCUGCCAAUGUGGACUUUCACAACUCCCAAAUCAUGGCGGAGGCGCAAAACGUAGACCCCGAAACCAGUCGAACGAUUCCAGUCAUCACAAAGCCUGAUCUCAUUGAUACUGGCGCAGAAGGUGAUGUGGUCGACCUUCUUUUGGGCCGCAAAACAGCCAAGUUUCAAAUGGGGUUCCAUAUGGUCAAAGGCCGUGGUCAGGCGCAGCUUGACAAGAAGCUUUCAAUUCAAGAGAGCUUGCAAUUGGAGGAAGCUUUCUUUCGAAACCAAAUGCCUUGGCGACAAGUAACGGAGAGAAAUCUGUUUGGUACUCAACUUCUGAGAAAGAAGCUAGGGGAGCUACAGCUCGGCCUGAUUCGGGAAAAGCUUCCAUCCAUCAUUGACGAGAUCAGGGAGAAGCAUGAUCAGGCAGCUGAAGAGCUGGCUUCUAUUGGCGAAAUCCCACAGUCGGACAGGGAAAAGAAGAUGUUCUAUCGCGAGGUCUGCGAUGAGCUCCUUCCCUGCAUUGCCAUGAUGGUUCAAGGUACCAGUUUGCGAUCGUCCACUAAGCGUGUUCGAACUUCAGCAGAUUCUGACACGUUGCCAUCCCAGCUCCAUGGAAAAUGCGACGAAUACCAACGAGCCCUGAAGAAAGCAAAGUUUACCCACAUUGCGACAAUUGAAAUAGGAACGGAGGUAGUUGUUUCGUCAGGUCAAGGCACCGUCCACGGUACGGUGGUUGGGAAGAAUGACACCGGUGACUACUUCAUUGACUACCAAGGAAGAGAGAGCCAUAACAAGUAUGAGUUUGUCCUGAAGGCUUCGUGCAAAGACUUGAAAGAAGGAAACGCGAAAGGGAAAACGUGGCGCUCGAACGCUGGUAAUGUUUGCAUUUCUGAUGGUUGCGGCAACUACGAUGAGCUCAAAGCUGUUUCGGCGAAGAAAGUCCAGAGGGACCCUUCAUGGAUCCUGCCUUGGAUGAAGAAGAACCGAACUGACGAGCUCCCUGUCUUCGUCAACAGUGCCGCCUUCCAAGCUAUUGUUAUGAUGUGCAUUGACGGUGAAUAUGUCAAGCCGAGUCAAGCGCUCGUCAAAGAGGCCCAUCAGCUCCUUCUCGAGGCCACUGAUGAUGCACUGAGCAGCUCGAAACAGCUUAAACGAUUUCCAAGUCUGCAAGUUCUUAUCCGUAGAAAGCUGACGGACAAAGCAGCGGCGCUUGCAAAGAGAGCCGAGGAGCAAGUAGAGCACUUCAUCGAGAAGGAGCGCACUCCAUACACGCAAGACCACUAUCUCUUUGAGAAUCUGACGAAGAAAAGAUUUGAGCCAUUCCUUGCCCAACUAAAGAAUGCUCUCGGCUUAGGACCCAGCUCGAUUUCAAGCGAUACCAUGAGCAAGAAGAGUAUUGAGAGCAUCGUUGACGCUGUCUUCGACCGGAACCAACGCAAGUCGAUUGAUGAGCAUAUGGCAGAAGAUAUGCAGGUAACACUCGAUGCAUACGGCAAGGUGGCUCUCAAGCGAUUCAUCGACGGCAUCCCGAUGGAGUGCUGGGACAUGGUACGCAAAUUCCCUGAAGCCACCAAAAGGGCUCUGUUCGAGGUAACUGACCGAGACAUUGAACGAUGCCUGGUCGUGAGCUCGACUGUAGAACGGAGACGAGACGAGUUGAAAGUGAUGGUUGAUGACCUCGGCGCCGGGAUUGACGUGUUGGAAACCCUUUGAAGAAGCGAAGAAAAGAAAGAAUAAAGUUGGAUUGUUGGAUUGAGUUUAUGGUUGCAAUUUGGUUUAACUAAGUAAAGUAUUAAUGAUGUUGUCGAGGUACA